AUGGCGCCUUCAAAGGAAGUCUCUACGAGCUCAAAUGCCAUCGCAGGCAUUGAUGCUGAUCAGACUCUCAAGGCCGCAAAGGCAUUGUUGGCCCACAUGAAGAAGACCUCUUCGGAGAAGGCCAACACUGCCGGAAAGAAGAACCUUCUUGCCAGCCCAGAUGAUGAAACCUCCACUGACGAGCUGCCCAUAUGGCUGAACCUUACAACCAAGCGUCAUAUCGUUGAGUCGAACCGAAAGAGCCUGAAGCCUGGGAAAAUCGUCCUGCCGCACUCGUUGAAUACCGACCCUGCCGUUACCAUCUGCCUGAUCAGUGCCGACCCCCAGAGAGCCUACAAGAACUUGAUUGCGUCUGAGGAAUUUCCAGAGGAGUGGCGUAAACGUGUCACCAGAGUGGUUGAUGUGUCGAAGCUGAAGUCUAAAUUCAAGACAUAUGAGGAAUUGCGCAAGCUGUUCGCGGAACAUGACGUCUUUCUCGGAGACUCCAGAAUCAUCAACCGGUUACCAAAAGUUCUCGGCAAGACGUUCUACAAGACUACGGCAAAACGUCCAAUCCCGGUUGAUAUCCAGAAGCGUGUACCGAAAGUCGACGGAAAGAAGGUGAAGCACGUUAAGGGCGGAGACCAUAUCAACAUAUGCACACCAAAAGAGCUGGCUGCCGAAAUUGCAAAGGCCGUCGGUACUGCGCUCGUCAACCUCACGCCGUCAACCUCGACCGCCAUUCGCAUCGGCUACGCUGGCUGGACCGCUCAGCAGAUUGCUGACAACGCCAACACCGUCGCCUCUACAUUGGUGGAGAAGUACGUCCCGCAAAAAUGGCAAAACGUCAGGAGCAUCUACAUCAAGGGCCCGGAAACUGCUGCGCUGCCAGUCUGGCUCACUGACGAGCUGUGGCUCGAGGAGAAGGACAUCGUUGCCAAUGGCGAGGAGACCAAGAGCCUGAUGAAUACCGAGAAGGCGAAUAUUGGCAAGAAGCGCAAGUCGCUCGAUGGCCCCGAGGAGACCGCACCGGCUCCCAAGAAGGUGAAGAAGGCCAAGGUCCCGAAGCUGUCCGAGAGCAGCGAAGAUAAGCUGGCGCAGGAGAUUGCGGAGCGGAAGUCUAAGCUGAAGAAGCAAAAGGCUGCUGCGAAAAAGGCGCUCGAGGUCUAA
Molecule: messenger RNA, 1149 nt
Organism: Pseudomassariella vexata
Lineage: Eukaryota; Fungi; Ascomycota; Sordariomycetes; Amphisphaeriales; Pseudomassariaceae
Product: electron transfer flavo protein alpha-subunit
Exons: 2
Coding region: 1-1149 (382 amino acids)
Source: RefSeq, a predicted model, not a curated record